Plasmodium adleri (nom. inval.) is the source of this 807-nucleotide messenger RNA. Its product is annotated as conserved Plasmodium protein, unknown function. Bases 1 to 807 code for a protein of 268 amino acids. The record is from RefSeq and is a predicted model, not a curated record. Lineage: Eukaryota; Apicomplexa; Aconoidasida; Haemosporida; Plasmodiidae. The transcript has a single exon.
AUGAUUGGAAAUAAAAUAACAAACACUCUGUUUUUUUCUAAGAAAAAAUGUUUUUAUUUUAUAAAAUGUAUCAAGAGAGGUUAUAAGAUAUUAUUUGUAAAUGAAAAACGAAAUAAUAAUUUUUUACAUAUGAUGAAAACUUCGAAUACAUAUAAUAUGUCAAAUAAAAAAAUUGUUUUAUUUAAUAUAGAUGAGAAUAAUUUAAAUAUCAGAAAAAGAAUUAAUAAGUUACUUACAAGUAGUAUAAUAUUAUCUUCUAUAUCUAUAUGUUUAAUAGAGUUUAAUAUAUUACCUAAUGUAUAUGGUUUUAUAAUAUGUUUUGUAUUAAUAUUAUAUAUUAUUAUGAAUUAUACGUUUUAUAAUUCUUUAAUAUUAAGGGCUGUGUUAGAUUAUCAUAACAAGACUUUAUUAUUAUAUCCAUUCAUGUUAAUAAAAAGAAAAGAUGUUUUAAAACAAAUUAUUAUUUCGCUUCAUGAGAUUAAAAAAAUUAAAAAAAUUAAUAAUUAUAUAAAAGUUUAUAUAAAACCAAAAAAUAUACAAGAAAAGAAAAUCAAAUGUUGGUCAUUUCUAAAUAUGUUACCAUAUUAUUUCCCUCGAUAUACUUUUUCAAAAAAUAAUAUUAUAUCUAAAAAUAAAUAUCAAGAUAUAUUAUAUCCUUAUGAUUUUAAUAAUUUAAAUAUAGCAGUGUUUGAUAAAAAAAAUACAAACCUUUCGAAUAUCACACCUAUAAACAUACAAAAAAAUGAUCAAGGGUUCCCUUUAAAUGUUAAGGAGGAAAAUAAAUUAUUGUCACUUUUAAAAUUAUAA